AUGAUAUUCCAGGCCACCCUUAUUGUGACACUGUCCUUGUUCAAGUUGGAACCAGCGUUGGCGGAUAAUCCCCCUCUUCCACCAGCUCCCAAUACGUGUCACGAAUAUCCCUACAACAAAUACCCCUACUGCGAUGGCACCUUGCCCAUCCCUGAACGUGUCGACGAUUUGCUCUCUCGCAUGACAAUCGACGAAAAGAUUAACAUUUCCACCAGCGACGACCAUGGUAUUCCACGGCUCGGGGUUGGCAAAAUAUCCUACUCGGAAGGGCUCCAUGGCGUCUUUUGCGGAUGCAUUCCUCCCUCCGACGACGUCAGUACGGGAUGUGCCACCGGAUUUCCCAAUCCGACCGCCAUGGGAUCCUCGUUUGAUCGAGAUUUGUGGCGCCACGUGGGAUUCACCAUUGGACAAGAAGGACGGGCCAUUCACAAUGCCAAUCAAGCCGGAACAUUGGAUGCCGGAUGGGUCGGAGUCUUUUUUUGGAGUCCGGAUAUUAAUCUCUUUCGAGAUCCUAGGUGGGGACGAGGCCAAGAAACACCCGGUGAAGAUCCCACAGUGACAUCCAACUAUGCCGCACAAUAUGCCAUGGGACUCCAGGGAAUUGGGAAAGACCCCGUCGAUGGCUCGGACUACAAAAUCUCUCCUUAUACGCAAAUUGGAGCAACCUGCAAACAUUUUGCUGCCUAUGAUCUGGAAAACUGGAACCACGUUGAUAGGAAUCACUUUGAUGCCAAAGUUUCCGAUCGGGACAUGGUAGAGUACUAUUUGCCCGUCUUCAAGGCGUGUGUGCAAGAAGCAAAGGUAUCCAGCAUCAUGUGCUCGUAUAACGCAGUCAAUGGUGUGCCCAUGUGUGCCAAUGACGGCUUUCUCAAUGGGCUGUUACGAGAAACGUGGGGCUUUGGUGGCUUUGUUGUGUCGGACUGUGGAGCCAUUGACAACAUUAUAAAUACACACAACUACACCAAGACGCCAGAAGAUACCGUCCGUGCGGCUCUCAAAGGUGGCACUGACAUUAAUUGUGGAGACUAUUAUCCCAAGCAUCUGGCAGAGGCGCUCAAAGCAGGCACUGUGACAGAAAGCGAUCUGGAUCUGGCUCUGUCGCGCAUGUUGAAACAGUUCUUCCUUGCAGGUGAAAUGGAUGGACCCGAUCAAGUCAUUUUCCAAACCUACAACAACAGUCAUGUAGAUACACCCAAGAGUCGAGCAUUGAGUCUACGGGCUGCCGAGGAAGGCAUUGUCUUGCUCAAGAAUGAGGGGUCGCUGCUGCCACUUUCGCAAGACCAUCAAAAGGGAAAGAUUCUCUUUGUGGGACCACACGCCAAUGCCACAUCAUCCAUGCUGUCCAAUUACUUUGGCACUAGCAAAAUUGUAUUGACCAAUUCGCCAUUGGAUGCAGCAAAACGGGCAGGAAUGGAUGUGACCUAUGUGGCGGGACACUCGUACGACCCAGAAAAUGAUUCCAAGCAGUGGAUCCCCGAGGCUGUCAAGGCUGCCAAAGAUGCGGACGUUGUGAUUGCCUUUUUGGGACUGUGUGCUGACAAUUGUCCAAGUCGAAUUGAGAACGAAGGGACCGAUCGUACCGACCUCACGUUUCCGGGAGCACAGCUGGAUCUACUGCAAGCCGUGGCUGCAGCAAACCCCAACACAGUCCUUGUUCUACUUAACAAUGGUGGUCCUAUUGACAUUUCUUGGCCAAAGGAAAAUAUCCCAACAAUCUUGGAAGCCUGGUACCCUGGUCAGUAUGGCGGAGACGCAAUCGCCCACACGUUGAUUGGAAAGAACAACCCUUCUGGCAAACUUCCCAUGACAAUCUACCCCGCGGACUUUACGGAAAAGCGAAGCUUCUUCGACAUGGAUAUGAGGUCUGUCGAUGGCGUGACGUACAUGUGGUAUCGCAACGAGGCAGUGUAUGAGUUUGGACAUGGUUUAAGCUAUACGACUUUCAAGUAUGAAUGGCUGGACGAAGCAGAGGAAGAGAAGAAGGUGUUGCUCUCAGACUUGAGCCUUGCUUACUACCAGUACGCAACAAGUGAACGAAAGUUGCAAGCGCUUGAGACGCAUUCCUACAAGGUCAAGGUCACGAAUACUGGUUCCGUGGCCGGAGACGCCAUUGUCCUUGGUUUCAUAACGGGCGGAGAUGGCACGGCUCAGCCACUCAAGAAGCUGUUUGACUUUGGUCGAUUGAACAACUUGCAGCCUGGAGAAUCUGCCAAGUUAGGACUAACCGUGCCUACCGAAACGCUGCGAACAUUUGCAAGUAGUGACGUGCUCAAGAAGAUGGAGCAAGGACUGCGCGUUCCAGGUUUCAACAGAGUAUUGCAGGUUGAAGUUGGCGACAUACAAAACCCAGCCAAGAGAGCCUUGCAUCUUGUUUAG
Molecule: messenger RNA, 2376 nt
Organism: Seminavis robusta
Lineage: Eukaryota; Bacillariophyta; Bacillariophyceae; Naviculales; Naviculaceae
Source: the annotation of a GenBank genome assembly